UCCCGCUGACGUCAUCAGUGGACAGUCCAUGCCAUGAUGGCGGCGGCGGAGCGGAGCGUCGGACCCGGUUCUUCCCCCGGUUCUUCCCCCGGUUCCUCGGGGCCUGCGGCGGACUACUCGGUGCUGGUGGUGGUGGGAGCGCUGCGGUCCUCCGGGCUGCUGGAGCGGCUGCUGCGGCAGAUCGACUCGGGUGUGAGGUGUUGGUGUGUCGAUCUGGACGUGUCCGUUGUGGAUCAGCAGUUGAAACUCUUUGUGUCCAGACACUCGGCCUUCAUGUCACAACAUGUCCCAGGUCAAAGGACGCUGCGUCACCGUGGAGACGUCCUGGACAUUCAGGUCGUGGUGAAUCCAGUUCGUGACUUCGUCCUCUCUGAGGUCCGACGGCUGAUCUGUGAUUCGUCUCGACACAAACUGUUGGUUGUGGUCGGUCAGUGCGUGGAACAGAGUGGAGACAUCGUGUUGCAGAAAGGCUGCUUCUCUCUUAACGACAUUGUCCACAUCUUCACUGAUGAUGAGGUUACAGAAUUGUUAAACUCGUCAGACACAGAGGUGAAGGCCAGUCUCACGCUCUGCUGCCCAAACCAAGGUCUAUGGACGGAGUCUUUUUCAGAGAAACACAACCUUCAAGACUUCAUGAACAUCCAGGUCAACCCUCCCCUUGUCCUCCCUCAGAUGGAGGGUCUGCAGGAGUUCACAGAGUAUCUCUCUGAGUCGCUGGAGCCUGAGUCGCCCUUUGACCUCCUGGAGCCGCCGAGCACCGUCGGCUUCCUGAAACUCUCUCGACCCUGCUGCUACAUCUUCCCUGGUGGGAGGGGGGACUCUGCCUUCUUUGCCAUCAAUGGUUUUAAUGUUCUGGUGAAUGGCGGCUCGGACCCCCGCUCCUGCUUCUGGAAACUGGUUCGACACCUGGACAGAAUCGACUCUGUGCUCCUGACCCACAUCGGUGUCGACAAUCUCCCUGGACUCAACAGUCUCCUGCUGAGGAAAGUGGCUGAGCAGGUGAACGAGUUUGGAUCUCAGACUGAAGAGGACGGGAUAAAAAAUCUCAUCUCUCCUGAGAUCGGUGUGGUUUUCCUCAACGUUCCUGACAGAGUCAAGUCUAUUCAGGAUGAUCCCAGUGAGCUGCGGAGCUGUGACCAGGUGGCACUCACGUGUCAGUACUUGCAGAGAUUGGCGAUCAAACCUGAACCUCUCAGUCGGUUUAACGGACCCAUAAUAGAACCAGUCAUUUUGUUUCAGAAGAUGGGAGUUGGCCGUUUGGAGCUCUACACUCUGAAUCCUGUCAAUGGAAGCAAAGAACUUGAAGAUUUAAUGCAGAUUUGGCCAAACAGUGGAUCGAAUGUAAAGAGCUCAAAUCUUCCUCUAACGUGCCUCGUUUCCAUCUGUGCUCUGCUGGUGUGGCAUCCAUCCAGUCCUCAGGAGAAGAUCAUCCGUGUCCUUUUCCCAGGGUGCACGCCACAGAACAAAAUCCUGGAUGGACUCGAAAAACUCAAACAUCUGGAUUUCCUCAAACAUCCAACAGUGUGUUUGAAAGAUCUCGACACACUCAAAACUGAAAAACAACCAAAAAGAGCAGAGAGUCGUGAAAGCCUUAAGUCCAGUUCUAAAGACGUCAGACCCAGUAGUGCCUUACAGAAAGACAAGCUUGGACGAGUAGAGGUAAAAAAACAUGAGGUUAAAAUGAAGCCGAAGGCAGCAGGUGACCCUGCCCACAAAGACAAGAUGGAUGGAGAAGAAAAAACUAAAGUGAAGGAUGGAGAUGUCAAAUUAAAGCCACUGAAAACUGCUGAGAAGAUUGCUCCCAAGAAAGAUGUGGUGUUAAAAGAGGAGAAAAAGGAAGUAAAAAGGAAGGAAAGUCUGAGUUUCAAACCAAAGAAAGACAUUAGACCUGAACCAAAGAAAGACAGUAAGAGGGGCGUAAAGACAGAGGAGAAGAAAAUUACAAGACUAGUCGCUAAAGAUGUGAAAAAAACAGGAAGUGGAGCUUUGGCAACAGCAACUGAACCAAAAAAACCUUCAGGUAAGACUCAGAAGAAAGACGUGCCCAUUCCAAAGAAAGACACGUUGAACAAAGGGACAAAGACUAAACCAGAUUCAAACCAGAUAGAGGCUGAUCGCUCCAAGGUGUCAACACCUGAGGACAUGACUGCUGAAUUUGAAAGACUUCAACUGGAAGAUGACAAUGCAAAUGUCGGUUUAAAGAACAUGAGUUCUGAUGGCGUGAAGGCCAAAGGAAGUCAGACGUCAACUGUCGAGAGUCCCGAAAUGUUUCGCUGUAUGGCGAUAGACGAGGAAAUGCCCGCUGCGCUUUUGUCUCUUGCCAAAACACCAAAGAGUAAUCUCGGUGUAAACUUUGAUAUCACUUCGACUGCGUUCCAUCCGUCACCUGAAGAAGACGCUCAGUGUGUGGGUGAGCACCGCUGCCUUGUGGCGAGAGAGUCCAGUCUUGGCUUCAGUUCUUGUCGGACAUCAGACUCCCUGAGGGACGUUCUGGAAACCUCCAGCCUCCUGACCCUCAGUCCUUUCAGGGACGUGAUGCCAGACUCAUCUCUUACGAUGAUGUCCAUGCCUGUGGCGCCACCUACUACUGCGUCACCCAAAGGAUCCAUGGGAGACAGAGUAGACGCCAAUGGACAUGUCAAUGACUUAGACUCCAACACAGGGAUGAGAUCGUCCCAUCAUGGAAAUGGAUUAGAGGAGCGCAUUCACAGGAUUUCCGACCUCCCCUCAGAUGUUCCACAUGAUGUUGAUCUGUGUCUGGUUUCACCUUGUGAGUUUCAACAUCCCAGGAGUCCAGAGAACCAUCAGCAGCACGUCAACUCCGCUGUUUCACUAAACAUGUCCGACAACAACAAUGAGUCUCAGGACCAGGACCGCAGCCAAUGUCCUUCAGCCUUCAGCCAGGAAACUCCUCCCACAUCAACCAGCGACUCUGCGCUGACGAUCACAGAUUCUGACAUCCCCCCCGGCACAGAGGACUGUCCGUCCAUCACCGCAGACAUCGACUCUGAUGACGAUGCCAGUGACCAUUUUCCUUCCAGUCAUCCUCAGGAUCAUCACAGUCUGCAGUACAUCCACCAGGAGGGACGACCUUCCUCCCAUGACCUGCCACCAGCCAUAAUCAAAGAUCUGCCACCAUUACCCCCCCAGCCUGGAGCCUGCAUGGCAGACGCACAGGCUGAUGCAUCGAACAAGAGUCUGAAGAGUUCAGCUGCGAAGACCAAGAAACCAUCAGGUUUGACCCAGAAGUUAACAUCUGGAGGAGCCACAGCCCAGAACGGAAAGUUCAAGGUCGGCAGCUCCUCGGGGUCAUUGAAGAUGAUGACCAGCCUUGACGCCAAGUCAUCAUCGAGAAAUUCACUUGGUGGAUCAAGAAUUGGAACUUUAAAACCUCCAUCGUCAGCUCCGAGAGUCUCUGAGGGUUCUGAGGGUUCUGCGAUCUACGUGGACCUGGCCUACCUCCCGUCCAGCGGUGCCUCCUCCACCGUGGACGUAGAGUUGUUCAAACGCAUUCGCUCCUCGUAUUACAUCAUCAGCGGAGACGAUCCUUUGAAGGAGGCGGCAAUGAGAAGAAUCCUGGACUCGCUGCUGGAGGGGAAGAGCAGCUGGGCUGAGGUCCAGGUGACUCUGAUCCCGACAUUUGAUUCACUGGCAAUGCACGAAUGGUACCAGGAAACUCACGACCGGCAGAGGGAGCUGUCAAUCACCGUGCUGGGCAGCAACAGCACUGUGGCGAUGCAGGAGGAGACUUUCCCCGCCUGCAAGGUCGAGUUCUGAGACCCCGCCCCCACCCAGGCAGACGAUGAGACUUUUAAUGUUGCCAUGGUUUACGGCCAGACCACUCUCAAACCCUAACCAUCCCGCAGGUUUUAGUCAGAAGUUUGGCGACGAAUUAUUUCAAGGUUUUUCCUCCCAGAAAAGUAGGCAGGGGGGGGGGUGUAACAGGCCCGGGGCAGAAACCAGGCAGCACAGCUCAGAUCAUUUAGAGUCUUUUCGUACAUGUUUGGACCAUGAAAAGUUAUUUCACAGUUUUUAGUGUGUGUGUGUGUGUGUGUGUGUGUGGUUUUUUCUGAGUCAAAAAGACUACUAAUACAGAAGCUACACAAUUCUUUUAUAGUAAUCAACCCCUUAAAGUGAUGGAUUUGGGACAAACGUGAUUUCCACUGUACUAGAGUUUCGUCAGGAGAUGAGGCGACCGCCUCGUGAUGCAGGAAGAACCCUUUCUUUACCUGUGUGAUGUCACUGUACAGUUCCCACCUGUCAUUUCCUGUUACUUCCUCUGCUGGAUCACAACCUUCAACUCAUUAGCAUGUUAGCAUGAAGUGUUAUGUCUCCUGUAAAAGAGUUUCAGAUCAAAAAUCUGUUUUAUAUCGGUUUAGUUAAAUCUAUGUUUCUUACUUAGUGAAAAAUGAAAUUCAUCAUUUAACACUAAUGUUCACUGAGAUGAAGCUUCAAGAUUUAAAUGAAUCGUAAGAGUGAAAGUUUUAGUUUUUUAUGUUUGAGGUGAAGAUUCCACAGAAUUUUCCCAAAGAAACUAGAGCUUUUAUUUUGUAAUGAUGUAAUUUCCUGUCUCACGACAUCACUAUCUUCUCAUCACAUCUGGUUUUGACGUCCAUGUCAUGCGUUCUGUUUCAAAAUGAUGACAUCAUUCUUCAAUAUCAUUUUUUAUGUAUGUUUUUGUUUCUAUUUUAAGAAAAACAGGAAAAAACAAUUUUUUCACCUUCCUCCAUAAGAUACUGAUCAGCUGUUCCUCAUGUGAUUAGAUUAGUUCAUCAAUUAGCUGUAUCCGUUCACGACAUUUUAUUAUUAUUGUUUGAGUGUUUAAUGUUUUUCUGUGUAAAACGUAUAAAACCAACACAAAGAGAAAACUCGACCAUCCUGAUUUUUUUUCCAUCAGAAAGUUUUAAUUUUUAUUUAUUUACCUUUUUUAAAUUCAGAAUUGUUUCACUUCCACAAUGUUGGUACGAGUUUCAAUGUUUUAUUCACAAACGUUAUAAUCCUGAUCGAUCAGUGAAACCUGAUCAAUAUGAAAACAGGGUUUUAUUAGAAAUCUGAACUGUCAAGGAGCAGUUACUGUUUUUAAUAAAGCUCCAGCUACACAAUCUAUUGUAAAUAUUGACAAAUAAAGGUUUUAUUAUUACAUUAUUCAUAGAAAAAUAUUUACAGAUAGCAUUUUAAAAGGUUUAUAAAUAUUCAGAAUAUUUUUUUCUUGAAAUUUAAACGUUUAAAUUGGAUUGUUUGUUUUAGUUCAAUGUCAUAUUUUUUAUUUUAAUUUGUGAUUUUAUUUCUCAAAAUACUCUAAUGAAAUUUAAUUGUUAAAGUUAUAAUUUGUGUGAAAGAAUAAUUUCUGGUCAAAACAGCAUUGACUCACUAUUAAAACUUAAUUCAUGUU
This is a messenger RNA of Hippoglossus stenolepis (Pacific halibut), 5392 nucleotides long. It is a transcript of the gene map1sa, whose product is annotated as microtubule-associated protein 1Sa. Lineage: Eukaryota; Metazoa; Chordata; Actinopteri; Pleuronectiformes; Pleuronectidae. Gene Ontology annotation, cellular component: dendrite; microtubule; neuronal cell body. The record is from RefSeq and is a predicted model, not a curated record. Gene Ontology annotation, molecular function: actin binding; microtubule binding. Bases 34 to 3777 code for a protein of 1247 amino acids. Gene Ontology annotation, biological process: dendrite development; microtubule cytoskeleton organization; regulation of microtubule depolymerization. The transcript has 7 exons.